GAUCAGUUUACGAACGUCCCUGCAGUUGUGUAGACGCGUCGCUCGUAAAAGCUCGUAGUAGUUUUCGACAGUCUUCGCGGUCUUGAUCGCCAUCUUUGACAUAACGGGGUGAGGUUGGUUUUGUGCGUACGAGUCCACUGUUAAAGCAAAGAAUUUAUUACGUACAAAUGAAGAUGGUAGACAAAAUAGAAAUGAGUCUGGAUGACAUUAUCAAGCAGAACAAAGGUGGAAGAACCCGGGGCAGCGGACGUCGUGGACGCGGAACAGCUUCGCCGAGACGUGGUAUCCGAGGUGCGUCGCGAGCCGGCGGUGGAGUGAUGCGCGGCCGAAGCCGAGGAGGAAUUGGCCGCUCAGCCGUUCCAUACACCCGGGGAGAUGUGAACAGUGCUUGGAAACAUGACAUGUUUGAUGGAGUGAAGAAAGUUGGACGAGGUGCAGUUGGUGGUACAGGCACAACCAAACUACUUGUUUCGAAUUUAGAUUUUGGGGUGUCCGAUUCAGAUAUUCAGGAAUUAUUCAGUGAGUUUGGCCCAUUGAAAUCAGCUGCUGUACACUAUGACAGAUCUGGUCGAUCGCUUGGCUCAGCAGAUGUUAUAUUUGAAAGAAGAGCAGAUGCCAUUAAAGCAAUGAAACAGUACAAUGGCGUGCCUCUUGAUGGUCGAGAGAUGAAUAUUCAAGUAGCAACUUCAGAACUUCCAGUAACCUCAUCUAUCCGAGGAAGUAGACUCAGUGGUGGUAGCUUCGUACAAAGAGCCCAACCGCGCUUCAGAGGAGCUCGUGGAGCUAGUUCCAACCGAGGUCGUGGAACCGGUGGUCGACGUGGUGGAACUAGAGGAGGUGGACGGACGCCAGCCAAAACUCCAACUGCAGAAGAGUUGGAUGCAGAAUUAGAAGCAUACGUUAAGGAAGUGAAGUAACAUAAGAUAGCAUAAAAUUCUACUACAUAUAUCUUCUUUCUCAUUUAACGGUUCUUUUAUUAAUUGAAGAACGUAACAAUCUCUUAUUUCCAAAUAAGUUAAUAAUCAUGAAAUUAAUACGUGAGAGUAAAGAAAAAGAUUUUUUUUUGAUUGUCUCGGAAUGAGUAUUUUUUAAUUAUGUUUGACGUUCUACUACUCAUAGAGUUUAGAUACCUAAUAACAACUCAAAUGCAAUAUGAAAAAGCUGCAGAGUAAAAUCGUACCGUGAUUUUUGGCAUCUGAGGUAAAAAAAAUGUCCAUCAGACAUGGGAAAGAAUACAAAGUUGUGACAUAAUAUAAAGGCUGUAUGAAUUUUGUAUGUAAUACCGUGCGUGUGUGAUCAUAAACUGAAAAAUACACUCAAAUUCUCCUUCAAAA
Messenger RNA from Neodiprion virginianus, 1334 nucleotides. It is a transcript of the gene Ref1, whose product is annotated as THO complex subunit 4. Gene Ontology annotation, cellular component: nucleus. The transcript has 5 exons. The record is from RefSeq and is a predicted model, not a curated record. Gene Ontology annotation, molecular function: mRNA binding. Gene Ontology annotation, biological process: mRNA export from nucleus. Lineage: Eukaryota; Metazoa; Arthropoda; Insecta; Hymenoptera; Diprionidae. Bases 168 to 917 code for a protein of 249 amino acids.